This is a messenger RNA of Echinococcus granulosus, 372 nucleotides long. RefSeq lists its product as hypothetical. NCBI's taxonomy places the organism in Eukaryota, Metazoa, Platyhelminthes, Cestoda, Cyclophyllidea, Taeniidae. The record is from RefSeq and is a predicted model, not a curated record. The coding region runs from base 1 to 372 and encodes 123 amino acids. The transcript is spliced from 3 exons.
AUGGCAUCAGUUUUUCAUACAUUUAUCUCUAAUUCUGCAUUUUUCCUGCCUUGGGUCACAAUUGAUUUAGUCACAAAUGGAGCCACUCAGAAUCCAUUUGAUUUUGGAUAUGUUUUAAGAAGACUGUAUAGAUGUGCAAAUGGAAUUCACUGCGAACAUGGAGGCAUUGUACGUCCAAUAUUAUUAGCGAAAGCAUUAACCAAUGCAGAUGAGUACAGCAAAAUAACAAAUGGGAGCACUAAAAAGAAAACGAGUAGUAAGUUGGAGUUAUUUGGGAAUUGUAAAAGUUUAAUCAAAUGGAUAGAAGUAAUUCAAACCUUUUUUUUCAAUUUCAAUCUAAUUGCACUAUUAAAUAAAGUGAAGAUGGCAUGA